Fusarium oxysporum Fo47 is the source of this 1140-nucleotide messenger RNA. RefSeq lists its product as uncharacterized. The transcript is spliced from 5 exons. The coding region runs from base 1 to 1140 and encodes 379 amino acids. The record is from RefSeq and is a predicted model, not a curated record. Lineage: Eukaryota; Fungi; Ascomycota; Sordariomycetes; Hypocreales; Nectriaceae.
AUGCUUACGCCUCGUGAGCAUGCGACAGCCGUUAACAAGGCACCGAUAGUUCGGGCCAUGACGGCAUUACUGAUGGUUAUUUCAAUUCAGGCUGCUACCAUACGAAUAGUGACGAGGGUGACCACAGUGGGAAGUCUCAGUUUGGAUGAUGGACUUGUUGCUGCAUCAACAGUCUUGGCUGUUAUCCAGUCAAUUAUCGUCAUAUUCGAGGGUUCAGCUGGUCUUGGCAAACGUGAUGGUAUUGAUACUGACCAGAUUUCUCUUAUCCUCAAGAGCCAGUACGCAUCCAACAUUCUGUUCAUCACCGUUCUCUUCCUCGCCAAGAUCUCGGCGACAAGAACGAUUCGGAGCAUGGCAUCUCGAGAACGUCAACGGUUGGUCCUGAUUACUGAAGGAGUCAUCAGUCUCUGGGCUCUGGGUUCAGUCAUAGCGUCUCUAUUUGAGUGCAGUCUACCAAAGCCGUGGGACUAUAUUCACGGAAAAUGCUUCAACCGUGCACUUUUUUGGACCGUGGUCGACAUUGUCAACAUUAUGACUGACAUUAUCGUCACGGGGAUCCUGAUUGACAUGUUCAAGAGUCUUCAGACCUCAAGGUCUAAGAAAUUCCUAGUAAUUGGAGUAUUUGGAUGUCGCAUUCUGAUUACUCCAGCCAUCAUCUGCCACAUCUACUACUUUCGCAAAGCUACAGACCUUAACAAACCCUUAUUCGACAUGUGGGCGCCAACUGUAAUUGUACAGGUUAUACAAUGCAUGAGCAUUAUGGUAACAUGCGUUCCCUUCCUAAAGCCGUUCAUGGAUAGCCUUGAAUCAGGACAAAUGAAUGCUGGUGAUGGAUUGCAAACACGAACCAGGGGCAGCGACUCUCGUAGCCGAACUGAUGAGACAGCGCCACGGACUCUUAGAGGGAUUACUACUCUAGCCUCAAACGCUUCAUACCGGAGGCAAAAUUACGAAAUGGUCGAUGCGGACAAUUGGGGCGCAAAAAAGGAUAAGGGGACAACAGCCUCAGCCACGGCAGUAACAACGGAGCAAAGUCGCCCUUGGGACGGGCAGAGUCAUACGAGUCAGUCGGUACUUGUGCACCAGACGUGGCAGGUAGAGAUUGAGAGGCAGAGCAGUACAUCGGAGCUUACUGGGUAG